AUGUUAUAUCUCAAGAUUCGAGUACAUGAGCGUGAAUUGAUUGUUGCUCAUUGUCAGUCAAUCUUCUCAGUGUUGGAAACUGCAAAACCAACAGACGAAGUUAUGGUGUUCGGCGAUUUUAAUCUUCCCCGGAUUUCAUGGAGAGAAUUUCGAGACGGGUUUCUCUAUCCGGACUUGGAUCAUUCGAGCAUCAAUCCUAACGCAGCUUUACUUUUGGAUUGCUAUAGCUCAGCCACACUUACUCAAAUUAACCAUAUCACCAACCAGAACAACCGAAUUUUAGAUCUCUGCUUUGUGAGCGCCCAGGACACGGCCCCAUAUUUAUGCGAGGCCCCCGCUCCACUGGUCAAAAUAGUACCCCACCACCCACCAUUAUUAGUGACUAUAAACGCCGAAUUGAAACGCGACCUUGACACUGCAUCUGCUACCGUAUCUUACGACUUCCGCAAGGCUGAUCACCAGAAAAUCGCUGAGUUUUUCUCCGAGCUCGACUGGAACUCUAUUUUUGACUCCGUCGAUGCCGAUGUCGCCGCUCAAACUUUCUCCAACGUAUUGGCCUACGCCAUCGAUCGAUACGUCCCAAAGAAGUGCCAGCAUCCUGCUCCCCGACAGCCGUGGCAAAGAGAACUUCGGCAGUUGAAAUCCCAGAAGAGAGCUGCCUUGAGAAAAUUUACUAAGCACCGUACACUGUCCCUAAAACGUCAUUACAGAAAGCUCAAGUCUCGUCCCAAGCAGUUUUGGCGGUUCGUCAAUCAACAACGACAUAAAGGUGGUAUACCCUCUUCUAUUACAUUCAACGGUAAGGAGGCAACCACCCCGCAGGACAUCUGUCAGCUUUUCUCCGAGAAAUUUGCCAGCGUGUUCACUGACGAGACACUGAGCGAUAAUCACGUCGAACGUGCCGCCAGUAAUACCCACGGUCCGCUAUCUGUCGCUUUCAGUGACUUUCCGUCCUGCUGGAAAUCGGCGUACAUGUUUCCAGUACACAAGAAGGGAAACAAAAACGAUGUGAGCAAUUAUCGCGGCAUCACAUCGCUCUGUGCUGUUGCCAAACUGUUCGAGCUUGUUAUCAUGGAGCCUUUGCUCGCUCACUGCAAAGCUUUCAUAAGCACUGACCAACAUGGAUUCACAGCCGGUCGCUCCACCACCACUAAUUUACUCUGCCUCACUUCGUACAUCAGUGACAGUAUGGCGAAACGUGCUCAGACGGAUGGGCGUGCAAACUCUGUGGAACUGAGAUUUGCAUUUACCAACGCAAACAACCGGAUCGUCGCUAAUGCGAAUGAUAUUACCACAUUUGCCACAAUCCAUCUUCCCGCUGCAAACAAGCCGAAGCUGCUGCAGACCAAUACGCUGGACUCGUCCAGCAGCAACGGAGAGUAA
Wyeomyia smithii (pitcher-plant mosquito) is the source of this 1383-nucleotide messenger RNA. RefSeq lists its product as uncharacterized. The transcript has 4 exons. The record is from RefSeq and is a predicted model, not a curated record. Bases 1 to 1383 code for a protein of 460 amino acids. NCBI's taxonomy places the organism in Eukaryota, Metazoa, Arthropoda, Insecta, Diptera, Culicidae.